AUGUGCUUUUUCUUCUUCUCUGCUCCUGCUGUAAGAUACCUGAAGCCCGACAUACAGAAGAAAUCCAAGCACAAAACAGCUGUGAUGAAAAAAACCCUCAACCCUGAAUUCAAAGAGGAGUUUUUCUACGAGAUCUCGCUGUCUGAGCUCUCCAACAAGUCGCUGGAGGUGACGGUGUGGGACUACGACCUGGGACGCUCCAACGACUUCAUAGGUGGGGUGUGUCUGAGCGGACACUCGCAGGGCGACGGCCUCCGUCACUGGACCGACUGCCUGAAGAGCCCGGGCCGGAGGGUGGAGCGCUGGCACAUCCUGAGCAACGAGCUGCCCCGCACCCUCAGCCACGACUAACAUGGGGGGGGGACAUGCUCUGCAGCAGCUUCACCACGGGAAGCCGCUGGAAAUUAGAGGAAGUGAUGGUGUGCCUUCAUUAGUGAGAAGAAGCUCCAUAAACAUCAGCAGCAGAUAUCACAGGAUCAGACACUGACGCACACAUUCAGAGAAACCACAGCUGCAGAAAUUCGAAUGCAUGUUUUGUUUAAGAAAAAGCUUUGAUUGAACUUUACAUUACAUUUCAUUGAGCCAACGCUUUUUUCCAAAGCGACUUCAUAUAAAUGCAACCAAACAUGAAGAUACAAACCUAGAACAGCAAGAAUCCUGCAACAUUAGCUUCAAAUGAGCCAAACCGUUUUAACAAGUACACUUCUUUUAUUAUAGUCCUUAUGUUCAUGGUGUAUUCAGCGUAUUUGUGUAGACUGACCCGAAAGUUGGCAUUGCAAAGGGUUCCCUAGACAGAGCAAUCGGAUUUUCCCAUCGGAUAUUGGUAUAUUGCUGAAAAUAAGUUGUGGGGCAAACACACAUUCAUGAUAGCCUACUUAACACGUUUUGUUUAGCAUGGAAAUCUCCACAUUAACACCACUUUGUGAUUUUCGAAGCAUAAAUGCAAUCGGCAGAAGUAAAAAGCUAACGCUAGGCUGUUAACGAACAUUACUGCUUGAGUAGGCUGAUUACUGAUGUAUUUUAUGUCGUAGAACAAAUCAUGAAAAACUCUUGUUUUAACCACAGACCUUAUUUCAGGCAUAUAACCACAAACACGUUAAAAUAACCGUUUACUCCAAGACAAGGGAACCAGUGGUAAAAUGAUAUGUCUUCUCUGGGUUUGAGGACUCGUUUCUGCACCAUUCUAUAGCACCCAGACCUUAUCAAAUCUGGUCAUUCAUUCUGCAAGUAAUCUGCCAACUAACUGGGAACAACAGUUAUUAAAUACAAGUGGUGGAGUAUAAAGUAGCAGACAAUUUAGAAUGUGUACUUAGGUACGGUACUUCUGUACAUUUACACCAGUUAAAAGAAGCAAUAGGCUACUUUGUUGUAAAAAUACUCUGUUAAAAGUUAACAUCCUACAUUCAUAAUCUUACUAAAGUAAAAGUACUUGACUUCAAAAAAUAUUAAAGCACAACCAUGUUUUUAGAAGAACAUGAAAAUGUUUUCCAACUGACUCCUUUUUUAAAUUGAACACUGUGAAAUAUAUACAUGAUCUGUAUAAUG
Molecule: messenger RNA, 1545 nt
Organism: Notothenia coriiceps (black rockcod)
Lineage: Eukaryota; Metazoa; Chordata; Actinopteri; Perciformes; Nototheniidae
Product: double C2-like domain-containing protein beta
Exons: 3
Coding region: 1-351 (116 amino acids)
Biological process (GO): exocytosis; spontaneous neurotransmitter secretion; regulation of calcium ion-dependent exocytosis
Cellular component (GO): synapse; extrinsic component of synaptic vesicle membrane
Source: RefSeq, a predicted model, not a curated record